AUGGAGGACUCUCGCGGUGGCGAGCGCUAUCUGAUUGAGCGGCUGUUGAACCACCGCGAUGUGAACGGACGUCGGACGAGUUACCUCGUCCGGUGGCGCGGCUAUCCCCCGUCCUGGGAUACUUGGGAGCCCCGCUCCCAACUGAUGAUUGACGUACUGGGUCUGGUUGAGCAGUACGACGCGGCACAUCCUGUGCCGCAGAAGGACCGCCGGAGAAAGUCUUCCCGGUACGGUCAUAAAGGGAUUUCAAUUUGUCAAUCCCUUCGUACAUCUCACUAG
Molecule: messenger RNA, 279 nt
Organism: Peronospora matthiolae
Lineage: Eukaryota; Oomycota; Peronosporomycetes; Peronosporales; Peronosporaceae
Source: the annotation of a GenBank genome assembly